AGGGUGAGAGCUGUAUGAAUGUGACUUACACCCAUCAGAGUAUCUGCUCUUUGAAAGGGUCAACAGUGGACAUAUCAUGCUUUUACACACAUCCCAGUUGGCAUAACGUCACAGAAGUAUCCUGGUUCAGCAAAUGGGAGUCUGGUGUAACUAACGAUCUGAGCCAGGACCCAGAGUAUGCAGAUCGUGUGAAGUACCAUCGGCAAACAGACAAGGACUCCACUCUAAAAAUCACAGACCUUAGGGAAAGAGACUCAACUGAGUACAAGCUCAGAUUUAAAACAGUUAAUGCAGAAUGGGGAUAUACCUUCUCUGGAACAACUCUGUCUGUCACAGGUCUGCAGGUGGAGGUGACUCCUGCCACAGUGACAGAGGGACAGAGAGUCACACUGGCCUGUAGGACCGUCUGUACUCUGAUUGAUAACCCCAACCCCUCCUACAUCUGGUACAAGAAAGGCCAGCGUCUCACCAACCAAAAUAACAGCCUGAUCCUCAACCCAGUCAGCAGUGAGGAUGCAGGCAGAUACUCCUGUGCUGUAGAAGGCUUUGAGGAUCUCCCCUCUGCUGAAGAGACUCUCACUGUCAAAUAUGGCGCAAAGAACACACUGGCAUCAAUCCAUCUCUCUGGUGAAAUAGUGGAGGGCAGUUCAGUGACUCUGACCUGCAGCAGUGAUGCCAACCCACCUGUGGACAAAUACACCUGCUACAAGAAGAAUGGAGCCCACUAUCAGUCUUUAUCCUAUGGGAACACAGAACUACAGCAUGUCUUCAGUCACAUCCAGUCAUCUGAUACUGGGGAGUACUACUGCGAGGCCCGGAAUGAGAUGGGGACAGACAGGUCUGAGUCUAUCAACAUCGAUGUGAAAUAUGCCCCCAAAAGCACCUCAGUGUCAGUCAAUUUCUCUGGUGAAAUAGUGGAGGGCAGUUCAGUGACUCUGACCUGCAGCAGUGAUGCCAACCCACCUGUAGACAAAUACACCUUGGUACAAGAAGAAUGUAACCUCACCAAAGCAUCAGGACAGAGUUACAGCAUCACUAACAUCAUCUCUGAGGACAGAGGAGAAUACUACUGUGAGGCUGAGAAUAAAUAUGGACGUCUCAACUCUUCCCGUGUAUUUGUGGACGUUCAGUAUGACCCAAAGAACACCUCAGUGUCAGUCAGUCCCUCUGGUGAAUUAGUGGAGGGCAGUUCAGUGACUCUGACCUGCAGCAGUGAUGCCAACCCACCUGUGAAGCGUUAUACCUGGAGCAAGAAGAUUGGCUAUCAGUCUAUCUCCUAUGGGAACACAGGACCACAGCACGUCUUCAAUCAUAUCAAGUCAUCUGACACUGGAGAGUACUACUGUGAGGCCUGGAAUGGGAUUAAGACGGGGACGUCUGAGUCAAUCAACAUCGAUGUGAAAUAUGGCCCAAAGAACAUCUCAGUGUCAACCAGUCCCUCUGGUGAAAUAGUGGAGGGCAACUCCAGACUUGACCCGCAGCAGUGAUGCCAACCCACCUGUGGACAGA
Salmo salar (Atlantic salmon) is the source of this 1509-nucleotide messenger RNA. NCBI's taxonomy places the organism in Eukaryota, Metazoa, Chordata, Actinopteri, Salmoniformes, Salmonidae. The record is from RefSeq and is a predicted model, not a curated record.